Molecule: messenger RNA, 4838 nt
Organism: Menidia menidia (Atlantic silverside)
Lineage: Eukaryota; Metazoa; Chordata; Actinopteri; Atheriniformes; Atherinopsidae
Source: the annotation of a GenBank genome assembly
CCACGACCACGUAAUAGAAAUCCUUUCACUAACUUAUUCCGGGGGAGGAAAAAGGGAUUCUUCAUUUUUGACACUGAAAUGCAAAUUCUUCCUCUUUUGCAGGUAAUAUCAGUGCAAAUGUGUGACGUGGUGAAUGAGAUUGAGCUGGAGAAAGAACGAUGUGAAAACAGCACCUCUGGGAACGUCACCUCAGGUUGCCAGGGCAUGUGGGACAUCAUCGCCUGCUGGCCUUCAGCCAGAGUUGGAGAGGUGGUGACAAUAACUUGCCCCACGUACUUCAGUUACUUCAGCGACCAACAGAGAGGUAACCUUUCCAAAAACUGCACAGCAAACGGCUGGACAGAGAUGCAUCCCAUUGACAUAGCUGUGAACUGCGGAUACAAUCUCAACAGCACCAGUGAUGAUGGAAAGUUUUUCUGGCAAGUGAAGAUUGGUUACACCAUCGGUCACAGCGUUUCCCUCAUCUCUCUUACCACAGCUAUUGUGAUCCUCUGCAUCUUCAGGAAGCUUCACUGCACAAGGAAUUACAUCCACAUGCAUUUGUUUGUGUCAUUUAUUAUGAAGGCCAUUGCUGUGUUCAUCAAGGAUGUCGUUCUCUAUGAGGUCGGGGAGGUGGACAACUGCUCCUCAGGCUCUGUUGGCUGCAAAGCAGUGAUUGUGUUCUUCCAGUAUUGUAUAAUGGCCAGUUUCUUCUGGCUGCUGGUGGAGGGCCUUUAUCUUCAUGCGCUGCUGGCCGUUUCCUUCUUCUCCGAGAGGAAGUACUUCUGGGCUUAUAUUCUGAUUGGCUGGGGAGGUCCAACAAUUUUCAUCACAGCUUGGGGCAUCGCAAAAGCUUAUUAUAACGAUGUGGGUUGUUGGGACAUAAUUGAGACCACUGAUGUGUCUUGGUGGAUCAUUAAAACCCCAAUUUUGGCAUCAAUUCUGAUGAACUUUAUUCUGUUCAUCUGCAUCAUUCGAAUUCUUCGCCAGAAGAUUAACUGCCCAGAUAUUGGAAGAAAUGAGUCCAACCAGUAUUUGAGGCUGGCAAAAUCCACACUGCUUUUGAUUCCACUGUUUGGGAUCAAUUUCAUAGUUUUUGCAUUCAUCCCAGAGCAAGUGAAGACUGAGCCACGGCUGGUUUUUGACUUGAUUCUGGGAUCGUUUCAGGGUUUUGGGGUUGCUGUCCUUUACUGUUUCCUCAAUGGUGAGGUCCAAGGAGAAAUCAAACGGAAGUGGCGUAGGUGGCACUUGCAGAGAUACAUGGGCUCAGACACCAAAUACCAACACCCGUCUAUUGGCAGCAGCAACAACUUCAGCACGCAGAUCACCAUGUUGACGCGAUGCAGCCCCAAAACCCGGCGGGGUUCGUCCUCCUGUCAAGAUGACCUGUCUUGCAUAUGACUCAAAAAAGCAUGAAAUGCUCUCACGACAAAUAUUUGAUACACAUGUGAUGCAUAUGGAUGAUCUCGAAUGGAAAAAAACCCCACUCCAUUAGCCCGCUUGAUUGUGGUGUAGAUAAAAGAAGAUGAAGCAUCUUCUAUGCAACUCUUGAGCUCAGAGCCUCUUUGGAAAAACAAGUUUAAAUGACAAAGAUACACCUGCAUCACUUCACAAGCACAGCUUUUCCACAUUUGAAUAGCUAUUCCAUUUUUCCCUUCAUAUGUUCUUUGUAUUUCAUAUUCAGAGCUCAUUAGGCAAAUUUGUGAGCCGUAUAAUUACAGAUAAUUUGUUCAAUUGUUAUUAAGUUCCCCAUCUGCUCAGAUGUGGGGCAAAGUGACAUGUCACAUAUUAAUAUGUUAAGAGAGGGAUCCAAAUGUGAAGUGCACCAUCAGACUCGCAACCCAAUGCAAUUAUAAACUGAUUAAAAAAAAUCACUGAACAUCUAAACGAGCAAGACUGAUGUGGAAGCACAGCAAGAAGAAAAUGAGAUAAGGUUUCAGCUGGAAAUCUCAAGAUACGUUCUGAAAGUGUGCAGCUACACACACGUUGAGUGGAUUAAUAAAGAGAAGCAGGUGCUUCCACUCAAUGUGAGAACUGACAAAAGAAUUGCUGUAAAGUUUUUAAAAAACAGUGUGAAAUAUUUAGCUUUCCUCACUCUGAAGACGGCAGAAAAAAAAGAUAAAGGAAAAAAAAAACGAGUGGUGCAGGAUUUGCAUAGAGCGUGAUGCUGAUUUAAAGUGAUGGGUCCGGAGCACAGCUGCCCUUCUCCGCUACCACGGGAGACUGAUUACCCUUUGCCUUUACUUCUGUCAGCACAGCGCAUUGGAUGCUGUCUUCUGAGCGGGCUCUGCUUUGGAAUCGUUUGUGGGCCUAUCACCUGAUGAGUGCCUGGAGUCAGUAUUCAAGUGACACUUUUCAAUUUCAUCUUCACCAGCUGUUGGGCUGCACAGCAAUUCUGGAGAGGAAAUGCCUUUACACAAUGCAGUCCUUCGAUGUUUACAUUUGCUCGAGAGGUCUCAUAAAAUGUUGUACAGACAAGUGUAUAGUGUACAGAAAAUAGAUUAGGUCCUAUGAACUGUGUGCCAUAUGGAGAGCAUUGUAGCUGCAGUGUCAGUAAUCAGUCACUCUUUGUUAUUGCAUCAUGUGUGAUUCACAGCCUCGCUACAGAAACUAAAUCCUCUUGUACGUAAGCUUGUAAGCUUGUUGGUGAAGCGGUUUGUGGUUUGUUGUGAGGAACAACAGCUGUGUAGACGCCCAGGCAUUGAACAGCCCUCCGAUUUAUAAUUUAGAGGACCAAUACUCGCACUUGGAAGCAUCCGGUGGACUGACAUAAGUUUGAACUCCUAAACUUGCCAUAUGAAUAAUUUAUCUUGAUAUCUCCACUGACUUGUCAAGUUUGAACUUUUCUAUUGGAGGAGUUUGAAACUGACAAGUCAGUGGAGAGUGUUGGAGCCUGAUUGUAAAGCAAAGCAAGGUGACAGGGAUGACUGGUCCCGUCACAUCAAGACUUUCAUUGUGCUUCUCAGUUCAGCCGGGUUAGGCCUGAAAGUCACCCACAUGUUCAUGCCAGAGGAAACAACCAGAGGGUUCAGCUUCCUUUGAAAACAAAAGCUAUAUGUACUUCAAACCAAAAGACUGUGUAAGACAAAUAAAGAUCAAAGAAAAACUCAUGCCAUGAAAUUCUAAAGAGCAGAGUAACAUAUUUUGGUGGUGCCAGAAGCAAAAGAGAGGCAGGAUGCCUCUUUUGUGCUCAUAGCACAAACUAUGAAGUCACUGUUCAGCAAAGCCAUUUCUACCACAUUUUUAUUUGAAUCCGAGGCUGACAAAUAAGGAUUUCAUAUUUGUUUUGUACUGAUUAUUCAAAGGUUUCAGGAAACUACAAAACAGUAUAGUACUGCAAAGGAUAUUAAACUAUGAACAAGGAAAGAGAAGAAUACUGGCAAAUAACGUUGUUUUCAAAAAAGUUAUUCAAAAAUAUAUAUGUGUGUGUUCUAGUAGUCAUUAAAAUCUGGAUUUGAUGAUAUUGUUUGUGGUGAAAAUCAACAACCUCAUCGAUUUUCUUACAUGCAUGUAAAUGCGGUUCCUGCAUCUAUGUCCUUCAGCAGUGGAAAUAUGAUUCUCCCAGAGUAGAAUGUAAGGUCAGCACUUUUUUGUACGCCAAAGUAACCACGUUAUGUUCCUAUUAGCUGCCAUGAUAAUGAAGCCAGGUGAACAGAGUCAUCUUACCAAUGGAACCCUCUUAUUUCCAAGGACUUUCUUCGAAUGUUCCUUAUAUUGCUUUGAUAGAUUAAAGGAUUAGCUUUCCCAGAUCUAUCUCUGGUAUUUACUCAAGACCUGAAAUGGCUUAGAUGAGCAAGAAGCUUCUGCUACUUCACACUUUUCACAGACAUGCAAUCGAUCGUCACAUUGGACUCUGAAUAAAAAAAUUAAUCUGUGUAAUUCUACAACAUUCAGCUAUUUCCUGAAGAAAUUUACUGUUUAGUGCCUGUCAUCUGUUGUGGGUUAUAUUUAAUGUGGUGUUGUGAACAUGAUGAUAUACAAUAAUUAAGUACAAUAAUGAAUGUAAAUAAAUAGAUUUUUAAAUAGUACAAAGGCAAUUCUUGUCACUCAUGUUGCUCAGUUUAAUCUUUUAAUUAUUUGGCAUGGAAGCAUCACAAAAUAUCAUUUAAGGUGCAUUUACAAUGGGAUUGUGAAUCAGUAAACUAUGUGCACUUGAAAUGAAUAUCAAAUAAUAUUUAAUUAUAUGUGAUAUGGAUUUGUGUACGUUCCUGCAAAGUGAAUGUUGUCUUGUGUAUGUGAGGUUUAAGUUGGUGUAAUACUUGUAACACUGGUGCAAUACAAACCAUUUUGAAGCUGCACAUGUACUGUACAUAUAUUUGCUAAAGGUCACAGUUGUGUAAACAUUAAUCCACUUUUUGUCUUUUGACUAACUUUUUUUUUAUGCCUAAUAUAUAAAAAUAUGUUGCUAUUUUUACGUGUAAGUUAAAUGCAGGGAAUUUGAUCCCCUCCCACAGUGAAAAUAAAGCAGAGAUUAACAAUAAAAGUGGGAGAUUCAGUUUUAAAAAAAAUACAUUUAGCCUUCAUUGACUGCCUUUUGCUGCUUGGCUUUUUUUUUCUUUAUGUCUUCUCAUGCCUGACAUGACUUUGAUCCAGUAAAGUGUUUUUAUUUCACUUGCUAAAUGCUCACUAAAAGCUUCAGACUCGGUUGUUCAUGCAAAUAGGCUCAUCACUGUAAGUAAAAGCAGUCGUAUUUAGUUGCCAGCGCCUCUUUGUGUUCCAUUUCAGACAUAGAUGAUGAUCUGAUCAAAUUGACCUUCUCUCAAGGCACAAGUGCAAAAUUGUUUCAUCUGAUAAGUAUGUGUUGUUUCAUCAGAAAGCAGGGGUAAAAAUGUGUUUUUAGCAGACAUCUGAUUGGGAGC